AGAAGAAGGCGGCGGCGGGGGCGGCGGCAGCUCCGCUGGAGUCGUGUAGCCGUGCUUUCCUGCGGGCCCGGGCCCGGCCCGGUGACAACCGACGCGCUUGAGCAUUCGGCGGGCGCGCGGGCGCGUGCCCGCGAGGGAGGCGGUAACAGCGGCGGCGGAGGCCGGGUGAUGUGCCCGAGCCCUCGCCUCACGGUCCGGACCCAGCAGAUCCCUUGCGGGAGUUCUUGUGCAGGCUGGCGGAGCAUGGUGGCAAUAGCAGGGCUGGUGGCAGCUGGGAAGUGAGGCGGAGCCAUCGGCCCAGAAGUAGGCCCCCCCCGGACAUGGAGUAUGAAAGACGAGGUGGCCGUGGAGACAGGACUGGCCGCUAUGGUGCCACUGACCGCGGCCUCCAGGAUGAUGGACUGGACAGCCGGAGUCAGAGAGACCAUGAUUACCGGGACAUGGAUUACCGCUCCUAUCCCCGGGACUUUAGCAGCCAGGAACCCCGCCAUGAUUAUGAUGACUCUUCUGAAGAGCAGAGUGCAGAGGAUUCCUAUGAGGCUUCCUCAGGUUCUGAGACACAGCAGCGUAAGCGGGACAGCCCUACCGAGCCCCUGGGCUUCCCCGGAGACGGCGACUACCGGGACCAGGACUACCGGACCGAGCAAGGGGAGGAGGAGGAGGAAGAGAAGGCCAGUCACAUCAUCAUGCUUCGGAUGCUGCCACAGGCAGCUGCAGAGAAUGACAUCCGAGCACAACUGCAAUCCCAUGGAAUCCAGGCUCGGGAAGUGCGGCUGAUGCGGAACAAGUCUUCAGGUCAGAGCCGGGGCUUCGCCUUCGUCGAGUUUAGUCACUUGCAGGACGCUGCACGAUGGAUGGAAGCCAAUCAGCACUCCCUCAGCAUCCUGGGCCAGAAGGUCUCCAUGCACUACAGCGAUCCCAAACCCAAAAUUAAUGAGGAUUGGCUUUGCAACAAGUGUGGAGUCCAGAACUUCAAACGUCGAGAGAAGUGUUUCAAGUGUGGUGUGCCCAAGUCAGAGGCAGAGCAGAAGUUGCCACUGGGUGCACGGCUGGACCCGCAGCUGAUGCCUCUGGGUGGCCGGGAACUGAGCCAGGGCCUGCUUCCACUACCCCAGCCCUACCCAGCCCAGGGGCUCAUGGCCCCACAGUCCCUGACCCAGGGCUCUGAGCCCACUUCGGAAAAUGCCAAUGAUACCAUCAUCCUGCGCAACCUGAACCCCCAUAGCACUAUGGACUCAAUCCUGGGAGCCCUGGCUCCCUACGCUGUGCUGUCUUCCUCCAACGUCCGGGUCAUCAAGGACAAGCAGACCCAACUGAAUCGAGGCUUCGCCUUUAUCCAGCUCUCCACCAUCGUGGAAGCUGCUCAAUUACUGCAGAUUCUCCAAGCUCUCCACCCUCCCCUCACCAUUGAUGGCAAGACCAUUAAUGUGGAGUUUGCCAAGGGCUCCAAGAGGGACAUGGCCUCCAACGAUGGCAACCGCAUCAAUGCUGCUUCUGUUGCCAGUACAGCCAUCGCUGCUGCCCAGUGGGCCAUCUCGCAGGCGUCCCAGGGUGGGGAGGGGAGCUGGGCAGCACCUGAGGAGCCAGUGGCAGACUACAACUACUACCACCAGGAUGAGGCCUACUGUGGCCCAAGCAGUGAGGCCACACUCUAUGGCCACAGUGGCUACCUGAAAGGCGCCACCAAGGCUUUGAAUAUGGCUGGCAGCAAGGGAGACCCUGCUGGAGCAGGCACUGAAACCACCUUGGAACCUUGUGUACCUGGUGUUGAUGCUGUGCCCCUGAUCCAGGCCUUUCCUCAUGCCCAAGCCAGUGCCAUGCCUGGCAUCUAUCAGCAGCCAGGGGCUGAGGGGGCCAAUGCCCAGGGAAUGGUGUCUAACACCCAGGCCCAGCCCUACACAAUCGUGUCCCCUGCGGUUUUGAAGGCUGAGCUUCUCAGCCCAGCCCAGCCCAGUUCUGUACCCCCACCCACUACCAGUCCGGCUGCCCAAGACUCCUAUGGCCAGUACCCAAUCCCUGAUGUCUCCACCUACCAAUAUGACGAGACAUCAGGCUACUACUAUGACCCGCAGACAGGACUCUACUAUGACCCAAACUCUCAGUAUUACUACAACUCCCAGAGUCAGCAGUACCUUUACUGGGAUGGGGAGCGGCGCACCUAUGUCCCUGCCCUGGAGCAGGUGACUGACGGACACAAGGAGACAGGGCCAAGCUUGAAGGAAGGCAAAGAAAAGAAGGAGAAGCACAAGACCAAGACGGCCCAGCAGAUAGCCAAGGACAUGGAACGCUGGGCCCGAAGCCUCAACAAACAGAAGGAGAACUUCAAAAACAGUUUCCAGCCCAUCAGCUCUCUGCGGGAAGAUGAACGGCGGGAGUCAGCUACAGCUGAUGCUGGCUAUGCCAUCCUGGAGAAGAAGGGGACGCUGGCUGAGAGACAGCAUACCGCCAUGGACCUGCCAAAGCUGACGAGUGAUGACCGCCUGAGUCCCCCCCGGGGGCUGGUGGCUGCCUAUAGUGGCGAGAGUGACAGCGAGGAGGAGCCCGAGCGGAGCGCAGAGAGGGAGGAGAGGCUUACCGACUGGCAGAAGCUGGCUUGCCUUCUCUGCCGACGCCAGUUCCCUAGCAAAGAGGCUCUGAUCCGCCACCAGCAGCUUUCUGGGUUGCACAAGCAAAACCUGGAGAUUCACCGGCGGGCUCACUUGUCUGAGAAUGAGCUGGAGGCCCUGGAAAAGAGUGACAUGGAGAUGAAGUAUAGGGACCGGGCAGCAGAGCGUCGGGAGAAGUAUGGCAUCCCGGAGCCCCCGGAGCCCAAGAAGAGGAAAUCUGGGGCUGUGACGGCUGCCACCGUGGACUUUGAACAGCCCACCAGAGACGGGCUGGGCAGUGACAACAUUGGUAGCCGUAUGCUGCAGGCCAUGGGCUGGAAGGAGGGCAGCGGGCUAGGUCGAAAGAAGCAAGGCAUUAUCACUCCCAUUGAGGCCCAGACUCGUGUCCGUGGCUCAGGACUGGGGGCCCGGGGCAGCUCCUAUGGCAUCACCGCAUCCGAGUCCUACAAGGAGAGUCUGCACAAGACCAUGCUGACUCGCUUCAACGAGGCAGAGUAAACCCUGGUCCAGGCCUCCCCCGCCCCCUCACCUCAGCCCCCCAUCUGGGAUAGCCUUUACCUAAAGGCUCCAAGAGAGGGAAGAGGGCAGCCCUGCCUA
Molecule: messenger RNA, 3203 nt
Organism: Phascolarctos cinereus (koala)
Lineage: Eukaryota; Metazoa; Chordata; Mammalia; Diprotodontia; Phascolarctidae
Gene: RBM10
Product: RNA binding motif protein 10
Biological process (GO): mRNA splicing, via spliceosome
Cellular component (GO): nucleus
Molecular function (GO): RNA binding
Source: RefSeq, a predicted model, not a curated record